Messenger RNA from Geosmithia morbida, 942 nucleotides. RefSeq names its product solute carrier family 25 (mitochondrial carnitine/acylcarnitine transporter), member 20/29. NCBI's taxonomy places the organism in Eukaryota, Fungi, Ascomycota, Sordariomycetes, Hypocreales, Bionectriaceae. The transcript has 2 exons. The record is from RefSeq and is a predicted model, not a curated record. Gene Ontology annotation, biological process: transmembrane transport. The coding region runs from base 1 to 942 and encodes 313 amino acids. Gene Ontology annotation, molecular function: transmembrane transporter activity.
AUGGCAGCAGAACGACAACAACGGCAACAACAACUUACGCAGACCAAUGCCGAGGCGUCUAGACCUUCUGGUAGUCACGACUACAAGGGAUUUGUGGCGGGAGUGUUUAGUGGGAUGGCCAAAUUGGCAGUCGGUCACCCAUUCGACACGGUCAAGGUCCGUCUACAGACGUCGGAUCGGUUCAAGGGAGCGGUAGACUGCGCGAUGCAGACGGUGCGGCGGGAGGGCGUGCGCGGGCUGUACAAGGGGGCGUCCCCCCCGCUGGUGGGCUGGAUGGUGAUGGACUCGGUGCUGAUGGGGUCCCUGAACGUGUACCGGCGGCUGGUGGCGGACAAGGUGUACGGCGUGGACCGGUCGGCGCUCCCGACGGCGGGCCACGGCGUGGCCGGCGUCAUGGCCGGGGCGACGGUCAGCAUGGUGGCCGCGCCGGUGGAGCACGUCAAGGCCCGCCUGCAGAUCCAGUACGCCGCCGCCAAGGCGGACAGGCUGUACUCGGGCCCGGUGGACUGCGUGGGCCGCAUAGUCCGGCACCACGGCCUCGCCGGCCUGUACCACGGCCUCACGGCCACCCUCAUCUUCCGGUCCUUCUUCUUCUUCUGGUGGACGAGCUACGACCUCCUCUCCGGCCUCAUGAGGCGCCGGUCCGGCAUGGGCGACCCGGCCAUCAACUUCUGGGCCGGCGGCCUGAGCGCUCAGCUCUUCUGGGUGGUCGCCUACCCGGCCGACGUGGUCAAGCAGCGCGUCAUGACGGACCCGCUCGGCGGCGGCCUCGGCGACGGCACGCCGAGGUACCCCAGCUGGAGGGCCGCCGCCGUAUCGCUGUACCGGGAGGGCGGCACGAGGGCCUACUUUAGGGGUUUCAUGCCUUGCUUCCUCAGGGCCUUCCCCACCAAUGCUUCUGCUCUGCUGGUCUGGGAGCUCGUCAUGCGCGGCAUCGCCUAG